Prunus persica (peach) is the source of this 965-nucleotide messenger RNA. RefSeq lists its product as uncharacterized. NCBI's taxonomy places the organism in Eukaryota, Viridiplantae, Streptophyta, Magnoliopsida, Rosales, Rosaceae. The coding region runs from base 285 to 695 and encodes 136 amino acids. The transcript is spliced from 4 exons. The record is from RefSeq and is a predicted model, not a curated record.
CUCCCAGCCCCCGCCCCCAGCCCCCAGCCCCCAGCCACAACUCCUCUCCUACCCCGACCCCCGGAAUCACUCAGCCUACCCGGGCCUCAUUCAUCCUCGGAAUCUCUACAACCACCAACAAGUGUCAGACCCAGAAGCGUUUCUGAAGCGGCUCGACUGCGAGAAGCUCAGACUGUUCUGGCUAGCUCAGCUUAAGCGGUUCGACGGCGGCGGCGGCGACGCCUGCGGCUGCGUCUGAGAAGCCACGGCAGUACCCAGAAAGUAAAAUCAAUUUUUUUCUGAAGAUGGAAGGGAUUUUAGGGCAGAACAGGCUUGAAGAUGUGAGUUGGCUUUGCUCCCUCUCCGAGUCCGAGCUUGACAUGUUGAUUAGCCUAAAAAGCAUUGUUCUUCAACGUGCAAGAAUGAUUGGGCAUGAGGAACUAGCCAACAAUUUUGAUCUCAAGAUGCUUCGAGCUCUUGCAUUUGUUCUUAUGGAAUGUAUCAGAGAUAAGGUGAAGGAUUUGACACUGGCCGAAUCUGCUGCAUUUAUGGAAAGUUGCAAUCUAUUAAAAUACAACCUUGGUGAUAUUAUGAGUCUUGAAGAGAUAAGGGCAUGUAUUGGGAUCAAUUCGAGAAAGGGUCCAAUAAAAAGAAGCCCACACAAAGAAACAACUAUAAAUCCGAAGAAACAGAAAAGUGAAACCAGCAAAUCAUGAAAGCAAGCGGUGCACAGGUAAAGAGGAUUAGUCACAUAUUUGAAACAAAGCAUUGAGUUUCCAGAGAGCUACUAAACCCUGCCUCUAGAAAAUAGGUUGCAAAAUGUACAGCUGUACUUGAGAAUAUCAUUCACAUAUUUGAAAUUCAUCAUUUUUUUCUUGGUUAGAUUACAUGUGAAGUCCAAGGUCUAAAUUCCUUGGAAUUUUGAUAUUCGUCUCAUGUAAUUUUACAAAUAUGAAUGCAAGGUUACAUUACAAUUUACAACUUUA